AUGGGAGACGGAGGAGAAGGCGAGGACGAAGUCCAGUUCCUGCGGACGGAUGACGAGGUGGUCCUGCAGUGCAGCGCCACCGUGCUCAAGGAGCAGCUCAAGCUCUGCCUGGCGGCUGAGGGCUUCGGCAACCGCCUCUGCUUCCUGGAGCCCACCAGCAACGCGCAGAAUGUGCCCCCUGACCUGGCCAUCUGCUGCUUCAUCCUGGAGCAGUCUCUGUCAGUCCGAGCCUUGCAGGAGAUGCUGGCUAACACUGUAGAGGCUGGCGUAGAGUCAUCCCAGGGUGGAGGACAUAGAACACUUCUGUAUGGCCAUGCCAUCCUGCUCCGGCAUGCACACAGUCGCAUGUACCUGAGUUGUCUUACUACCUCCCGCUCCUUGACUGACAAGCUGGCUUUCGAUGUGGGACUACAGGAGGAUGCAACAGGAGAAGCCUGUUGGUGGACAAUGCACCCAGCCUCCAAACAAAGGUCUGAAGGAGAGAAGGUUCGAGUUGGAGAUGAUCUCAUUCUUGUCAGUGUCUCCUCCGAGCGCUACCUGCACCUGUCCACAGCCAGUGGGGAGCUCCAGGUUGAUGCUUCCUUCAUGCAGACUCUGUGGAACAUGAACCCUAUCUGUUCCUGCUGUGAAGAGGGCUAUGUGACAGGGGGACAUGUCCUCCGUCUGUUUCACGGACACAUGGAUGAAUGUCUGACCAUUUCUCCUUCUGACAGUGAUGACCAGCGCAGACUUGUCUACUACGAGGGAGGAUCUGUGUGUACCCAUGCUCGCUCUCUCUGGAGGCUGGAGCCGCUGAGAAUCAGUUGGAGUGGGAGCCACCUACGCUGGGGCCAGCCUCUGCGAAUCCGGCAUGUGACCACUGGGCGGUACCUGGCACUCACUGAGGACCAGGGCCUGGUCGUGGUGGAUGCCAGCAAGGCCCACACCAAGGCCACUUCCUUUUGCUUCCGUAUCUCCAAGGAGAAGCUGGAUGUGGCCCCCAAGCGAGAUGUGGAAGGCAUGGGCCCCCCUGAGAUCAAGUACGGAGAAUCGUUGUGCUUUGUGCAGCAUGUGGCUUCAGGCCUGUGGCUCACUUAUGCUGCCCCUGAUACCAAGGCCUUGCGGCUUGGUGUGCUCAAGAAGAAGGCCAUGCUACAUCAGGAAGGUCACAUGGAUGAUGCCCUGUCACUGACCCGCUGCCAGCAGGAGGAGUCACAGGCUGCCCGGAUGAUUUACAGCACGGCUGGCCUGUACAACCAGUUCAUCAAGGGCCUGGAUAGCUUCAGCGGGAAGCCACGGGGCUCAGGACCGCCUGUUGGCUCUGCGCUGCCCAUCGAGGGUGUCAUUCUGAGCCUGCAGGACCUCAUCGGCUACUUUGAGCCUCCCUCAGAGGAGCUUCAGCAUGAGGAGAAGCAGAGCAAGCUGCGCAGUUUACGCAACCGCCAGAGCCUCUUCCAGGAGGAGGGGAUGCUCUCCCUGGUCCUGAAUUGCAUUGACCGCCUGAAUGUCUACACCACCGCUGCCCACUUCGCCGAAUUUGCAGGGGAGGAGGCGGCUGAGUCCUGGAAAGAGAUUGUGAACCUGCUGUAUGAACUCCUGGCCUCUUUGAUCCGUGGCAAUCGUACCAACUGUGCCCUCUUCUCCACCAACUUGGACUGGCUGGUCAGCAAGCUGGAUCGGCUAGAGGCCUCAUCUGGAAUCCUGGAGGUGCUGUACUGCGUCCUUAUCGAGAGUCCUGAAGUCCUGAAUAUCAUCCAAGAGAACCACAUCAAGUCCAUUAUCUCCCUCCUCGACAAGCAUGGGAGAAACCACAAGGUCCUGGAUGUGCUAUGUUCUCUGUGUGUGUGUAAUGGUGUGGCCGUGCGCUCCAACCAAGAUCUCAUUACUGAGAACUUGCUCCCAGGUCGUGAGCUUCUGUUGCAGACAGAUCUGAUCAACUACGUUACCAGUAUCCGCCCCAACAUCUUUGUGGGACGAGCAGAGGGUUCCACACAGUAUGGAAAAUGGUACUUUGAGGUGAUGGUGGAUGAGGUGGUUCCAUUCCUGACAGCUCAGGCCACCCACCUGCGGGUGGGAUGGGCCCUCACUGAGGGCUAUAGCCCCUACCCUGGAGGCGGCGAGGGCUGGGGAGGCAAUGGAGUCGGCGAUGACCUCUAUUCCUAUGGCUUUGAUGGGCUGCAUCUCUGGACAGGUCAUGUGGCACGCCCAGUGACUUCUCCAGGACAACACCUUCUAGCCCCAGAGGAUGUGGUCAGCUGCUGCCUGGAUCUUAGUGUACCAUCCAUAUCCUUCCGCAUCAAUGGCUGUCCUGUUCAAGGUGUCUUUGAAGCCUUCAACCUUGAUGGGCUCUUCUUCCCAGUUGUCAGCUUCUCAGCGGGUGUCAAAGUCCGGUUUCUCCUUGGUGGCCGCCAUGGGGAAUUUAAAUUCCUCCCCCCACCUGGCUAUGCCCCAUGCCAUGAGGCUGUGCUACCUCGAGAGCGACUCCAUCUUGAACCCAUCAAGGAGUAUCGACGGGAAGGUCCCCGGGGACCCCACCUGGUGGGACCCAGUCGCUGCCUCUCACACACUGACUUCGUGCCCUGUCCUGUGGACACUGUCCAGAUUGUCCUGCCUCCUCAUCUGGAACGCAUUCGGGAGAAGCUAGCAGAAAACAUCCAUGAACUCUGGGCGCUGACUCGCAUCGAGCAGGGCUGGACCUAUGGCCAGGUUCGAGAUGACAACAAGAGGCUGCAUCCGUGUCUUGUGGAUUUCCACAGCCUGCCAGAGCCUGAGAGAAAUUACAACCUGCAGAUGUCAGGGGAGACGCUCAAGACUCUGCUGGCGCUGGGCUGCCAUGUGGGCAUGGCUGAUGAGAAGGCAGAGGACAACCUGAAGAAGACAAAACUCCCCAAAACGUAUAUGAUGAGCAAUGGGUACAAGCCUGCCCCCCUGGACCUGAGCCACGUGCGUCUGACACCAGCACAGACGACACUGGUGGAUCGGCUAGCAGAGAAUGGACACAAUGUGUGGGCAAGAGACCGUGUGGCCCAGGGCUGGAGCUAUAGUGCUGUGCAGGACAUCCCUGCUCGCAGAAACCCUCGCCUAGUACCCUACCGCCUGCUUGAUGAGGCCACCAAGCGCAGCAACCGAGACAGCCUCUGCCAGGCUGUGCGUACCCUGCUGGGUUAUGGUUACAACAUUGAACCACCUGACCAGGAGCCCAGCCAAGCAGAGAACCAGUCUCGAGGAGACCGGACACGCAUCUUCAGGGCAGAAAAAUCCUAUGUGGUACAGAGUGGCCGCUGGUACUUUGAGUUCGAGGCAGUUACCACGGGCGAGAUGCGAGUGGGCUGGGCGAGGCCUGAACUGCGACCGGAUGUAGAGCUGGGAGCUGAUGAGUUGGCCUAUGUCUUCAAUGGGCAUAGGGUAUCCCGCAUGGAUGGCACUGUGGACACGCCCCCCUGCCUACGACUGACCCACCGUACCUGGGGCUCCCAAAACAGUCUGGUAGAGAUGCUUUUUCUCCGACUGAGUCUUCCAGUUCAAUUCUACCAGCAUUUCCGCUGCACUGCUGGGGCCACUCCUCUGGCACCCCCUGGCCUACAGCCCCCUGCCGAAGAUGAGGCCAGAGCCGCAGAACCAGACCCUGACUAUGAAAACCUACGCCGUUCAGCUGGAGGCUGGGGUGAAGCUGAGGCGGGCAAGGAAGGAACUGCUAAGGAUGGGGGCACUCCUCAGCCUGGGAUGGAGGCCCAGCCUGUAAGGGCAGAAAAUGAAAAGGAUGCCACCACAGAGAAGAACAAGAAAAGAGGGUUCCUCUUUAAGGCCAAGAAGGCUGCCAUGAUGACCCAGCCACCGGCUACUCCUGUUCUGCCCCGACUCCCUCGUGAGGUGGUACCCACUGACAACCGUGAUGAUCCUGAGAUUAUCCUGAACACUACCACGUACUACUACUCCGUGAGGGUCUUCGCUGGCCAGGAGCCUAGCUGUGUAUGGGUGGGUUGGGUCACUCCUGACUACCAUCAGCACGACAUGACCUUCGACUUGACCAAAGUCCGGGCAGUGACAGUGACCAUGGGGGAUGAACAAGGCAAUGUCCACAGCAGCCUCAAAUGCAGCAACUGCUAUAUGGUAUGGGGCGGGGACUUUGUGAGCCCUGGGCAGCAGGGCCGGAUCAGCCACACAGACCUUGUCAUUGGCUGCCUGGUGGACUUGGCCACUGGUUUAAUGACCUUUACAGCCAAUGGCAAAGAGAGCAACACCUUUUUCCAGGUGGAACCCAACACGAAGUUGUUUCCUGCCGUCUUUGUCCUGCCCACCCACCAGAACGUCAUCCAGUUUGAAUUGGGGAAGCUAAAGAACAUCAUGCCACUGUCAGCAGCUAUGUUCCUGAGUGAGCGCAAGAAUCCGGCCCCACAGUGCCCACCGAGGUUGGAGGUACAGAUGCUCAUGCCGGUCUCCUGGAGCCGAAUGCCCAACCACUUCCUGCAGGUGGACACCCGGCGUGCGGGUGAGCGGCUCGGCUGGGCUGUUCAGUGCCAGGAACCGUUGACUAUGAUGGCGCUUCACAUCCCCGAGGAGAACAGGUGCAUGGACAUCCUGGAGCUCUCCGAACGCCUGGAUCUGCAGCGCUUCCACUCACACACCCUGUCCCUUUACCGAGCCGUGUGCGCUCUGGGCAACAACCGCGUGGCACAUGCUCUGUGCAGCCACGUGGACCAGGCCCAGUUAUUGCACACGCUGGAGGAUGCGCACCUACCGGGGCCUCUUCGUGCAGGCUACUACGACCUCCUCAUCAGCAUCCACCUGGAAAGUGCCUGCCGCAGCCGGCGCUCCAUGCUUUCUGAAUACAUUGUGCCCCUCACCCCGGAGACCCGGUCCAUCACCCUCUUCCCACCUGGAAGAAGUGCAGAAGAUGGUCCCCGCCGCCACGGCCUGCCUGGCGUUGGAGUCACGACUUCCCUGAGGCCCCCGCACCAUUUCUCACCCCCCUGUUUCGUGGCUGCCCUGCCAGCUGCUGGAGGAACAGAAGCUCCUGCUCGCCUCAGCCCUGCCAUCCCUCUGGAGGCCCUGCGGGACAAGGCUCUGAGAAUGCUGGGUGAGGCGGUGCGAGACGGUGGGCAGCAUGCUCGAGACCCCAUUGGAGGCUCCGUGGAGUUCCAGUUUGUGCCUGUCCUCAAACUUGUGUCUACUUUGCUGGUGAUGGGUGUCUUUAGUGAUGAGGAUGUGAAACAGAUCUUGAAGAUGAUUGAACCCGAAGUGUUCACUGAGAUAGAAGAAGAGGAGGAGGAGGCAGAAGAGGAGGAAGAAGAAGAUGAGGAGGAGAAGGAAGAGGACGAAGAGGAAGAGGCACAGGAGAAGGAAGAUGAGGAGAAAGAGGAAGAGGAAGCAGCAGAAGGAGAGAAAGAAGAAGGCUUGGAGGAGGGGCUGCUCCAGAUGAAGCUGCCAGAGUCUGUGAAGUUACAGAUGUGUCACCUCCUGGAGUAUUUCUGUGAUCAAGAGCUGCAGCACCGUGUAGAGUCCCUGGCUGCCUUCGCAGAGCGCUAUGUAGACAAGCUGCAAGGCAACCAGAGAGGUCGCUAUGGACUCCUCAUGAAAGCCUUCACCAUGAGUGCAGCGGAGACUGCAAGACGCACCCGCGAGUUCCGCUCGCCACCCCAGGAGCAGUCCUUACAGGAGUUAGUAUCCCACAUGGUGGUGCGCUGGGCCCAGGAGGACUUUGUGCAGAGCCCCGAGCUAGUCCGGGCCAUGUUCAGCCUUCUGCAUCGGCAGUAUGAUGGGCUGGGUGAGCUGCUGCGUGCCCUGCCACGGGCAUAUACCAUUUCACCGUCUUCUGUGGCGGACACCAUGAGCCUGUUGGAAUGCCUCGGCCAGAUCCGCUCGCUGCUGAUUGUGCAGAUGGGGCCCCAGGAGGAGAAUCUUAUGAUCCAGAGCAUUGGGAACAUUAUGAACAACAAGGUCUUUUACCAACACCCAAACCUGAUGAGGGCCCUGGGUAUGCAUGAGACCGUCAUGGAGGUCAUGGUGAACGUCCUUGGGGGCGGUGAAUCUAAGGAGAUCCGCUUCCCCAAGAUGGUGACCAGCUGCUGCCGCUUUCUCUGCUACUUCUGCCGCAUUAGCCGGCAAAACCAGCGCUCCAUGUUUGACCACCUGAGCUACCUGCUGGAGAACAGUGGCAUUGGCCUGGGCAUGCAGGGUUCCACGCCCCUGGAUGUGGCAGCUGCCUCUGUCAUUGACAACAAUGAGCUGGCAUUGGCAUUGCAGGAGCAAGACCUGGAAAAGGUCGUAUCCUACCUGGCAGGCUGUGGCCUCCAAAGCUGCCCCAUGCUGCUGGCCAAGGGGUACCCAGAUAUCGGCUGGAACCCCUGUGGUGGUGAGCGGUACCUGGACUUCCUGCGCUUUGCUGUCUUCGUCAAUGGUGAGAGUGUGGAAGAGAAUGCCAAUGUGGUGGUACGACUGCUCAUUCGUAAGCCUGAGUGCUUCGGCCCCGCCCUGCGUGGUGAGGGCGGCUCAGGGCUGCUGGCUGCCAUUGAGGAAGCCAUCCGCAUCUCUGAGGAUCCUGCCAGGGAUGGCCCAGGUGUCCGCAGGGACCGGCGACCGCACUUUGGUGAGGAGCCCCCUGAGGAAAACCGGGUACACCUGGGACAUGCCAUCAUGUCCUUCUAUGCCGCCUUGAUCGACCUGCUGGGACGCUGUGCACCAGAGAUGCAUCUAAUCCAAGCUGGCAAGGGGGAGGCUCUGAGGAUCCGGGCUAUCUUACGAUCUCUUGUGCCCUUGGAUGACCUUGUGGGCAUCAUCAGCCUCCCACUGCAGAUGCCUACACUGGGCAAAGAUGGGGCACUGGUCCAGCCAAAGAUGUCUGCAUCCUUCGUGCCUGACCACAAGGCAUCCAUAGUGCUCUUCCUGGACCGAGUGUAUGGUAUUGAUAACCAGGACUUCUUGUUACAUGUACUGGAUGUGGGCUUCCUUCCUGACAUGAGGGCAGCUGCCUCUCUGGACACGGCCACUUUCAGCACCACAGAGAUGGCGCUGGCUCUGAACCGUUACCUGUGCCUGGCGGUGCUUCCUUUGAUUACCAAGUGUGCACCCCUGUUUGCGGGAACUGAGCACCGGGCCAUUAUGGUGGACUCCAUGCUGCACACUGUGUACCGCCUGUCCCGGGGCCGCUCCCUCACCAAGGCUCAACGCGACGUCAUCGAGGACUGCCUCAUGGCACUCUGCAGGUACAUCCGCCCAUCCAUGCUACAGCACCUGCUGCGGCGCCUGGUGUUUGAUGUACCCAUCUUGAACGAGUUCGCCAAGAUGCCACUCAAGCUUCUCACCAACCACUAUGAGCGCUGCUGGAAGUAUUACUGCCUUCCCACGGGCUGGGCCAACUUUGGAGUCACCUCUGAGGAAGAGCUGCACCUCACACGCAAACUCUUCUGGGGCAUCUUUGACUCUCUGGCACAUAAGAAGUAUGACCAGGAGCUGUACCGCAUAGCCAUGCCUUGUCUAUGCGCCAUCGCAGGGGCCCUGCCUCCCGAUUACGUGGACGCUUCCUUCUCAUCCAAGACAGAGAAAAAAGCCACAGUGGAUGCUGAAGGCAACUUUGAUCCCCGGCCUGUGGAGACCCUCAAUGUGAUCAUCCCAGAGAAGCUCGACUCCUUCAUUAACAAGUUUGCAGAGUACUCACAUGAGAAGUGGGCCUUCGACAAGAUCCAAAACAGCUGGUCCUAUGGAGAGAACAUAGAUGAGGAGCAAAAGACCCAUCCCAUGCUGAGACCCUACAAGACCUUUUCUGAAAAGGACAAAGAGAUUUAUCGCUGGCCUAUCAAAGAGUCCUUGAAGGCCAUGAUUGCCUGGGAGUGGACCAUAGAGAAGGCCAGGGAGGGCGAAGAGGAGAAGACAGAAAAGAAGAAAACAAGGAAGAUUUCCCAAACUGCCCAGACCUAUGAUCCCAGAGAAGGCUACAGUCCACAGCCUCCUGAUCUCAGUGGGGUUACCUUGUCCCGAGAGCUGCAGGCUAUGGCAGAACAACUGGCAGAGAAUUACCACAAUACCUGGGGGCGGAAGAAGAAGCAAGAAUUGGAAGCCAAAGGGGGUGGGACGCAUCCCCUGCUGGUCCCCUAUGACACACUCACUGCCAAGGAGAAGGCACGAGAUAGAGAGAAGGCCCAGGAGCUGCUGAAGUUCCUACAAAUGAACGGCUAUGCUGUUACCAGAGGUCUUAAGGACAUGGAGCUGGACACAUCUUCCAUUGAGAAGCGGUUCGCGUUUGGCUUCCUGCAGCAGCUACUACGAUGGAUGGACAUUUCCCAAGAGUUCAUUGCCCACCUGGAGGCUGUGGUCAGCAGUGGGCGAGUGGAGAAAUCCCCACACGAACAGGAGAUCAAAUUUUUUGCAAAGAUCCUGCUUCCCUUGAUCAACCAAUACUUCACCAACCACUGCCUCUAUUUCCUGUCCACUCCAGCCAAAGUCUUGGGCAGUGGUGGCCAUGCCUCCAACAAGGAGAAAGAAAUGAUCACCAGCCUUUUCUGCAAACUGGCUGCCCUUGUCCGCCACCGUGUCUCUCUCUUUGGGACAGAUGCUCCUGCUGUGGUCAACUGUCUUCACAUUCUGGCACGUUCCCUGGAUGCCAGGACGGUGAUGAAGUCAGGCCCCGAAAUCGUGAAGGCUGGCCUCCGCUCCUUCUUUGAAAGCGCCUCGGAGGACAUCGAGAAGAUGGUGGAGAACCUGCGGCUGGGCAAGGUGUCCCAAGCACGCACACAAGUGAAGGGCGUGGGCCAGAACCUCACCUACACCACUGUGGCCCUGCUGCCUGUCCUUACCACCCUCUUCCAGCACAUUGCCCAGCAUCAGUUUGGAGAUGAUGUCAUCUUGGAUGAUGUCCAGGUCUCUUGCUACCGAACACUGUGCAGUAUCUACUCACUGGGAACCACCAGGAACCCGUAUGUGGAAAAGCUACGGCCAGCCCUUGGGGAGUGUCUGGCCCGCUUGGCUGCAGCCAUGCCAGUGGCAUUUUUGGAACCUCAGCUGAAUGAGUACAAUGCCUGCUCCGUGUACACGACAAAGUCACCGCGGGAGAGGGCCAUCCUGGGGCUCCCUAACAGCGUGGAGGAAAUGUGUCCUGACAUCCCAGUGUUGGAGCGGCUCAUGGCAGAUAUUGGAGGACUGGCCGAGUCGGGGGCCCGCUACACAGAGAUGCCACACGUCAUUGAGAUCACCCUCCCCAUGCUCUGUAGCUACCUGCCCCGCUGGUGGGAACGUGGGCCCGAGGCUCCCCCACCAGCCCUGCCUGCCGGGGCCCCGCCUCCCUGCACAGAGGUCACCUCUGACCACCUCAACUCUCUGCUGGGGAACAUCCUGCGAAUCAUUGUCAACAACCUGGGGAUCGAUGAGGCCUCAUGGAUGAAGCGACUUGCUGUGUUUGCUCAGCCCAUCGUGAGCCGUGCUCGGCCGGAGCUGCUUCGCUCCCACUUCAUCCCCACCAUAGGGCGGCUGCGCAAGCGGGCAGGGAAGGUGGUGGCUGAGGAGGAGCAACUGCGCCUGGAAGCCAAGGCCGAAGCAGAGGAGGGCGAGCUCCUGGUGCGAGAUGAGUUCUCAGUCCUCUGCCGGGACCUGUAUGCCCUCUACCCACUGCUCAUCCGCUAUGUGGACAACAACAGGGCGCACUGGUUGACAGAGCCCAAUCCCAACGCAGAGGAGCUAUUCAGGAUGGUGGGCGAAAUCUUCAUCUAUUGGUCCAAGUCCCACAACUUCAAGCGUGAGGAGCAGAACUUCGUGGUCCAGAAUGAGAUCAAUAACAUGUCCUUCCUGACUGCUGACAACAAAAGCAAAAUGGCCAAGGCGGGAGAUGUACAGUCAGGUGGCUCGGACCAGGAACGGACCAAGAAAAAGCGCCGGGGGGACCGGUACUCUGUGCAGACCUCACUGAUCGUGGCUACACUCAAGAAGAUGUUACCCAUUGGCCUGAACAUGUGUGCCCCCACUGACCAGGACCUCAUUGGGCUGGCCAAGGCCCGCUAUGCCCUGAAAGACACAGAUGAGGAGGUCCGAGAAUUCCUACAAAACAACCUCAACCUGCAGGGAAAGGUUGAAGGCUCCCCAUCUCUACGCUGGCAGAUGGCCCUGUAUCGGGGCCUCCCAGGCCGGGAGGAGGAUGCUGAUGACCCAGAGAAAAUUGUACGCAGAGUCCAGGAAGUAUCUGCAGUUCUCUACCACCUCGAGCAGACCGAGCACCCUUACAAGUCCAAGAAGGCAGUGUGGCACAAGCUCUUGUCCAAACAACGUCGGCGGGCAGUUGUGGCCUGUUUUCGCAUGACACCCCUGUACAAUCUGCCCACACACCGGGCAUGUAACAUGUUCUUGGAGAGCUACAAGGCUUCAUGGAUCCUGACUGAGGACCACAGUUUUGAGGACCGCAUGAUAGAUGACCUUUCAAAAGCUGGGGAGCAGGAGGAAGAGGAGGAAGAAGUAGAGGAGAAGAAGCCAGACCCCUUGCACCAGUUGGUCCUGCACUUUAGCCGCACUGCUCUGACUGAAAAGAGUAAACUAGACGAGGAUUACCUAUACAUGGCAUACGCUGACAUCAUGGCAAAGAGCUGCCAUAUGGAGGAGGGAGGGGAGAAUGGCGAAGCUGAAGGAGAAGAAGAGGCUGAGGUGUCUUUUGAGGAGAAGGAGAUGGAGAAGCAGAGGCUGUUGUAUCAACAGUCACGGCUGCACAACCGGGGGGCCGCUGAGAUGGUACUACAGAUGAUCAGUGCCUGCAAAGGUGAAACGGGCGCCAUGGUGUCCUCCACCCUGAAGUUGGGCAUCUCCAUCCUUAAUGGAGGCAAUGCAGAGGUGCAGCAGAAAAUGCUGGACUACCUGAAGGAUAAGAAGGAAGUGGGCUUCUUCCAGAGUAUCCAGGCACUCAUGCAAACAUGCAGUGUCCUGGACCUCAAUGCCUUUGAGAGGCAGAACAAGGCAGAGGGGCUAGGCAUGGUGAAUGAGGAUGGCACUGUCAUCAAUCGCCAGAACGGAGAGAAGGUCAUGGCUGAUGAUGAAUUCACACAAGAUCUCUUCCGGUUCCUACAGCUGCUCUGUGAGGGACAUAACAAUGAUUUCCAGAACUAUCUUAGGACACAGACAGGAAACACAACUACUAUUAACAUCAUCAUUUGCACAGUGGACUAUCUCUUGCGGUUGCAGGAAUCCAUCAGCGAUUUCUACUGGUACUACUCAGGCAAGGAUGUCAUUGAGGAACAGGGCAAGAGAAACUUCUCCAAGGCUAUGUCAGUGGCUAAACAGGUGUUCAAUAGCCUUACAGAGUACAUUCAGGGCCCCUGCACUGGGAACCAGCAGAGCCUGGCACAUAGCCGUCUCUGGGACGCCGUGGUAGGAUUCCUACACGUGUUUGCCCACAUGAUGAUGAAGCUUGCUCAGGACUCCAGCCAGAUUGAGCUGUUGAAGGAGCUGCUCGAUCUACAGAAGGACAUGGUGGUGAUGCUGCUGUCCCUACUGGAAGGGAACGUGGUGAAUGGCAUGAUCGCCCGGCAGAUGGUAGACAUGCUCGUGGAGUCCUCAUCCAACGUGGAGAUGAUCCUCAAGUUCUUCGACAUGUUCCUGAAACUCAAGGACAUUGUGGGCUCCGAGGCCUUCCAGGACUAUGUCACUGAUCCCCGGGGCCUCAUCUCUAAGAAGGACUUCCAGAAGGCUAUGGAUAGUCAGAAGCAGUUCACUGGCCCGGAGAUCCAGUUCCUGCUUUCCUGCUCUGAAGCAGAUGAGAAUGAGAUGAUCAACUGUGAGGAGUUUGCCAACCGCUUCCAGGAACCAGCUCGUGACAUCGGCUUCAAUGUGGCAGUGCUGCUGACCAACCUGUCCGAGCAUGUGCCACAUGACCCACGCCUGCGCACCUUCUUGGAGCUGGCUGAGAGUAUCCUUGAGUACUUCCGGCCCUACCUGGGCCGCAUCGAGAUCAUGGGAGCCUCACGACGCAUUGAGAGGAUCUACUUCGAGAUCUCAGAGACCAACCGCGCCCAGUGGGAGAUGCCCCAGGUGAAGGAGUCCAAGCGCCAGUUCAUCUUCGACGUGGUGAAUGAGGGCGGUGAGUCGGAGAAGAUGGAGCUGUUCGUGAGCUUCUGUGAGGACACCAUCUUUGAGAUGCAGAUUGCAGCACAGAUCUCGGAGCCUGAGGGGGAGCCAGAGGAGUCGGAGGACGAGGGUGCCACUGAGGCUGGCACAGAAGUUCCCGAGGAGGGAUCGGCAGGUCCCGAGGGCACCACAGGCGCAGUGGCAGCUGGUGUCACUGCGAGGUUGGCAGCUGCCAUGAGCCGGGCGCUGCGGGGUCUUAGUUACCGCAGCCUGCGGCGGCGGGUGCGGAAGCUGCGACGGCUGACAGCGAGGGAGGCGGCCACGGCGGUGGUGGCACUGCUCUGGGCGGUGGUAACCCAGGCAGGAUCAGCAGGUGCUGGGGCAGCAGCAGGCACACUGCGCCUCCUCUGGGGCUCCCUCUUUGGCGGUGGCUUGGUAGACAGUGCCAAGAAAGUGACCGUCACUGAGCUCCUGGCGGGCAUGCCUGACCCCACUGGUGAUGAGGUGCAUGGCCAGCAGCCCACAGGGCCAGGUGGUGAUGCAGAUGGUGAAGGCGAGGGUGAGGGCGAGGGUGACACCCAGGAGGGUGCAGGUGAAGAAGAGGCGGCAUCGGAUGAGGCCCGACAGGGCGGUGCAGACCGGGCUGUGGCUGUGGCCGAUGGGAGUCCUUUCCGGCCUGAAGGGGCUGGUGGUCUCGGGGACAUGGGGGAUACGACUCCAGUGGAGCCACCUACGCCUGAGGGUUCCCCGAUCCUCAAGAGGAAGCCGGGGGUGGAGGGAGAAGAGGAAGAAGAACAGCCUCCAGAACCAGAGCCAGAGCCUGAACCAGAGAAAGCUGAUACUGAGAACGGGGAGAAGGAAGAAGUCCAAGAACCCCCACCAGAGGAGCCUCCCACGAAGACAGCACCCCCUCCACCCCCUCCGAAAAAGGAGGAAGCUGGAGGUGCAGGCUUGGAAUUCUGGGGGGAGCUGGAAGUGCAGAGGGUGAAGUUCUUGAAUUACCUCUCCCGGAACUUUUACACUCUGCGGUUCCUUGCCCUCUUCUUGGCAUUUGCCAUCAACUUCAUUCUGCUGUUUUAUAAGGUCUCAGAUUCACCACCAGGAGAGGAUGACAUGGAGGGCUCAGCGGCUGGAGAGAUGUCGGGAGCAGGGUCUGGCGGUGGCUCUGGCUGGGGCUCAGGGGCUGGUGAGGAGGUAGAAGGUGAUGAGGAUGAAAACAUGGUAUACUAUUUCCUGGAAGAGAGUACAGGCUACAUGGAACCUGCUCUGCGGUGCUUGAGUCUGUUACACACACUGGUGGCCUUCCUCUGCAUCAUUGGCUACAACUGUCUUAAGGUGCCCCUGGUGAUCUUUAAACGGGAAAAGGAGCUAGCCCGCAAGCUGGAGUUCGAUGGCCUUUACAUCACAGAACAGCCUGAAGAUGACGAUGUGAAGGGACAGUGGGACCGCCUGGUACUGAACACACCGUCUUUCCCCAGCAACUACUGGGACAAAUUUGUCAAGCGGAAGGUUCUGGAUAAACAUGGGGACAUCUUUGGGCGAGAGCGGAUAGCAGAGCUGCUGGGCAUGGACCUGGCCUCACUGGAGAUCACUGCCCACAGUGGGCGCAAACCUGAGCCUCCACCGGGGCUGCUCACCUGGCUCAUGUCCAUCGAUGUCAAAUACCAGAUAUGGAAGUUUGGAGUCAUAUUCACAGACAACUCUUUCCUAUACCUCGGCUGGUACAUGGUAAUGUCUCUCCUGGGUCACUACAACAACUUCUUCUUCGCUGCCCACCUCCUGGACAUCGCUAUGGGGGUGAAGACACUGCGAACCAUCCUUUCCUCCGUUACCCACAAUGGGAAGCAGCUGGUGAUGACCGUGGGCCUCCUGGCUGUGGUAGUCUAUCUGUACACCGUGGUGGCCUUCAACUUCUUCCGCAAGUUCUACAACAAGAGCGAGGAUGAGGACGAACCGGACAUGAAAUGUGAUGACAUGAUGACGUGUUAUCUAUUUCAUAUGUAUGUGGGUGUCCGGGCCGGCGGAGGCAUAGGAGACGAGAUCGAGGACCCGGCAGGGGAUGAGUACGAGCUCUAUCGUGUGGUCUUCGACAUCACCUUCUUCUUCUUCGUCAUCGUCAUCCUGCUGGCCAUCAUCCAGGGUCUGAUUAUUGACGCUUUUGGGGAGCUCCGAGACCAACAAGAACAAGUGAAGGAGGAUAUGGAGACCAAGUGCUUCAUCUGUGGAAUAGGCAGUGACUACUUCGAUACAACACCACAUGGGUUUGAGACCCACACACUAGAGGAACACAACCUGGCCAAUUACAUGUUUUUCCUGAUGUAUUUGAUAAACAAGGAUGAGACUGAACACACAGGGCAGGAAUCUUACGUCUGGAAGAUGUACCAAGAGAGAUGUUGGGACUUCUUCCCAGCUGGCGACUGUUUCCGCAAGCAGUAUGAGGACCAGCUUAGCUGAGAGCCUUCUUCCCAGCUGGCCCUCACCCUGCCCCCAGCCACCACUUCAAGUGCCUUAUUCUCAUUGCAAGUCCUUAGCCCCAAAGCCCCUGCCCCCAGGCAGCUGGGGAGGAGGGGGAGAGGUGCCCUUGUACUUGGAA
Molecule: messenger RNA, 14605 nt
Organism: Dipodomys ordii (Ord's kangaroo rat)
Lineage: Eukaryota; Metazoa; Chordata; Mammalia; Rodentia; Heteromyidae
Gene: Ryr1
Product: ryanodine receptor 1 (skeletal)
Exons: 102
Coding region: 1-14466 (4821 amino acids)
Biological process (GO): calcium ion transmembrane transport; intracellular calcium ion homeostasis
Cellular component (GO): smooth endoplasmic reticulum; Z disc; sarcolemma
Molecular function (GO): ryanodine-sensitive calcium-release channel activity; protein binding
Source: RefSeq, a predicted model, not a curated record